AUGUUACCGAUACGUUACACCUAUGCAGUGCUGCUUCCGUACGUGAUUUUCAUUCUGCUAGCUUCAUCAGACGGAAGGAGAAAAAAAAAAGGUGUCCAAAAGGAACUCGUCGGGCGGCGUUCCUUUCUUGGUCCAGAUACACGGACAGUGGAAAAAAAAAAAAAACUGGAGUCAAAGUUGGACGUAAAAUUGGAAUUCACCUUAAAAUCGACGUCAACGCCGAUUACAACGCCGAAGCUGGAACUGCCCUGCCCGUACGACGGUGUGAGAAUAGGCCAGGGCUACGACAUUCACCAGAUACGGGUGGGCCGCCCGGAAGACAUCACCGCGAAUUCCAACGCGGACUCCAACGCGGACUCCAGCGCGGGCUCCUCCUCUAAUGCCAACAAGCAGAGCUUCAAAAGGCUGACCAUCGGGGGGGUGCAAGUGGAUACCAUUUCCGUCCUGUCGCACAGCGAUGGGGACGUCGUUUUUCACGCAUUAGUAGACGCCCUACUUGGCGGCAUGAGUUGUUCCGACCUGGGAACCCUCUUUCCUGAUAACUCCCCAAAAUAUAAAAAUAAAAACUCACUCUCCUUUUUAAGAUAUGCCAGACUCCUUUUGUAUAAAAAAAAUUACGCCAUCGCAAAUGUAGAUAUCAUUGUCAUCGCGGAAGUUCCCAAGAUAAGCCCCAUUCGCGAAGAAAUUGUUCGCAACAUAUCUUCUGCUUUGGGCAUCUCGGAAUCGCAGGUCUCCCUCAAAGGAAAAACACACGAACAGCUCGGCCCCGUCGGACAGAAAAAGGCAAUCGAGUGCUUCGCAAACGCGCUCUUAAUUCGAAAAAAAACAGAAAAUAUCUGA
Plasmodium cynomolgi strain B is the source of this 840-nucleotide messenger RNA. Its product is annotated as 2C-methyl-D-erythritol 2. Gene Ontology annotation, biological process: terpenoid biosynthetic process. The coding region runs from base 1 to 840 and encodes 279 amino acids. The transcript is spliced from 3 exons. Gene Ontology annotation, molecular function: 2-C-methyl-D-erythritol 2,4-cyclodiphosphate synthase activity. Lineage: Eukaryota; Apicomplexa; Aconoidasida; Haemosporida; Plasmodiidae. The record is from RefSeq and is a predicted model, not a curated record.